This is a messenger RNA of Megalops cyprinoides (Indo-Pacific tarpon), 6865 nucleotides long. Its product is annotated as rap guanine nucleotide exchange factor 2-like. Bases 380 to 5320 code for a protein of 1646 amino acids. Lineage: Eukaryota; Metazoa; Chordata; Actinopteri; Elopiformes; Megalopidae. The record is from RefSeq and is a predicted model, not a curated record. Gene Ontology annotation, molecular function: protein binding; guanyl-nucleotide exchange factor activity. The transcript has 29 exons. Gene Ontology annotation, biological process: small GTPase-mediated signal transduction; positive regulation of ERK1 and ERK2 cascade.
AGAAUGCAGAAGAAAACUGACUAGCUAGCUCCAGCUGGCUUUUCGUAGCGAUUGAAUUAACAAAGGCGGUUUUUAAUUUAAUUUAUUAUACUGAAUUAUAGCUUGCAAAGUGGCUUGUCCACAUCAACCUGAAAGUCUUUUUAUCUGGUUACAGCCUGAGCAAGAGAUCAACUUGGCGCAUCCCAAGGAAGUCCUGAAGGAUUUUGAACCGAGGAAAAAAUAAACCCCGAGGCUUUGAUCUUGGCCUCCAUUUGUGGAAGUAUUGAGGUUAAAGACGAUAAGAAAGUGUGGUCAGAGAUAGUAGUUUAUUUCCUUUGUCAAUAUUGGGACUAGGGAGAUACGCGUUUGUACCUGGAUUAGUUUUUCUCUCCCAAGAAGAAUGGCGUCCUACGUGGAUAACAGUUUCAGGCAAGCGGUGAUGAUGGACCCGGCCGACCGAACGCAACAGGAUCUGGAAAUAGUGUACUCCUAUCUCCAUGGGAUGGAAGCCCUAUCCAAUCUAAGAGAACACCAGCUAAGGUUGAUGUGCGAGUCGGUGCGGUACGAGAGGCACGAGGCCAACGAGGUGUUAUACUACCCGGACGACAUCGGCACAUGCUGGUAUAUUCUCCUGUCUGGUUCAGUAUUCAUCAAAGAGUCCAUGUUUCUGCCCAGAAGCAGCUUCGGCAAGCGUUCGGCAGGCAGCCUGAGACGCGGGUGCGAGUGCAUCGUGUUGGAGCCCUCCGAGAUGAUCGUGGUGGACUAUAUGGAUGAAAAUGAGGAGUACUUCCAGAGGCAAGCGUCGCACCGGCAGUCCCGCAGGAGGUUCCGGAAGAUCAACCAGAAGGGGGAGAGGCAGACCAUCAUCGACACGGUGGACCCCUACCCUGUCGGCAAGCCACCAUUACCCAAAGGCUAUCACACGGAAUGCUCUAAAUCUCAGCUUCCCGCGGAUUUCAGCAAGCUGCACCUCAGCGACGGCCUGCACCCGCAGGUGACCCACGUGUCCUCCAGCCACUCAGGAUGUAGCAUCACCAGCGACUCUGGGAGCAGCAGCCUGUCGGAUAUUUAUCAGGCCACGGAGAGCGAGCCCGGUGACAUGGACCUGAGCGGGCUGCCGGAGACGGCGGUGGACUCGGAGGAGGACGAUGAUGAGGAGGAUAUCGAGCGGGCCUCCGACCCGCUGAUGAGCCGGGACAUCGUGCGGGACUGCCUGGAGAAGGACCCCGUGGACCGGACGGACGAUGACAUCGAACAGUUACUUGAGUUCAUGCACCAGCUGCCCGCCUUCGCCAACAUGACGAUGUCGGUGCGGAGGGAGCUGUGCGCCGUCAUGGUGUUCGCCGUGGUGGAGCGGGCGGGGACAAUCGUUCUCAACGACGGGGAGGAGCUGGACUCCUGGUCGGUGAUCCUGAACGGCUCGGUGGAGGUGACGUACCCUGACGGGCGAACGGAGAUCCUGUGCAUGGGGAACAGUUUCGGCGUGUCCCCCACCAUGGACAAGGAGUACAUGAAGGGGGUGAUGAAGACCAAGGUGGACGACUGUCAGUUUGUGUGCAUCGCCCAGCAGGAGUACUGCUGCAUCCUGAACCAGGUGGAGAAGAACAUGCAGAAGGUGGAGGAGGAGGGCGAGAUCGUCAUGGUGAAGGAGCACCGAGAGCUCGACCGCACCGGCACCCGGAAAGGACACAUCGUCAUCAAGGGGACAGCGGAGCGACUGACAAUGCAUCUCGUGGAGGAACACUCGGUGGUGGACCCCACGUACAUCGAGGACUUCCUGCUGACCUACAGGACCUUCCUGUCCAGCCCCAUGAUCGUGGGCAAGAAGCUCCUGGAGUGGUUCAAUGAUCCCAGCCUCAGGGACAAGGUUACACGGGUAGUGUUGCUGUGGGUAAACAAUCACUUCAAUGACUUUGAAGGAGACCCUGCCAUGACUCAUUUUCUUGAGGAAUUCGAGAACAAUCUAGAGAGGGAGAAAAUGUGCGGGCAUCUGAGACUGUUAAAUAUUGCCUGCGCUGCUAAAGCCAAACUGAGGCUGGUGACCCUCACCAAGGCCUCCCGGGAGGCCCCCCUGCCCUUCACCCUCCUGGGGGGCGCGGAGAAAGGCUUCCGGAUCUUCAUUGACAGCGUGGAGCCCGGCAGCAAGGCCGCCGAGGCCGGCCUCAAGCGCGGCGACCAGAUACUGGAGGUCAACGGCCAAAACUUCGAGAACGUCCAGCUCUCCAAAGCCACCGAGAUCCUGAAGAACAACACUCACUUGUCUAUCACUGUGAAAACAAACCUGUUGGUGUUCAAGGAGCUGCUGGCCCGGCCGGCGGAGGAGAAGAAGAACGGGGCGCCGCACCUGCCCAAGAUCGGCGACAUCAAGAAGGGCAGCCGCUACUCCAUCCCGGACCUGGCCAUGGACGUGGAGCAGGUGAUGGGCCUGGAGAAGGCCAGCAAGAAGACGAAGGCCAACACCGUUGGGGGCCGGAACAAGCUGAAGAAGUUCCUGGGCAAAACCCGCAUCAGCAUCCUGCCCCAGAAACCUUACAAUGACGUUGGGAUUGGCCAGUCUCAGGACGACAGCAUCGUGGGAUUGAAGCAGUCCAAUCAGAUCCCCCCCGGGCUCCCGGUCAGCGGAAACCUGUCCUCCAGUAACCCCGACCUGCUGCAGUCCCACCACCGCAUCCUGGACUUCAACAACCCGCCAGACUUGCCGGACCAGGUCCUGAGGGUGUUCAAGGUGGACCAGCAGAGCCGCUACCUCAUGAUCAGCCGGGACACCACGGCCAAGGAGGUGGUGGCCCAGGCCAUCCGCGAGUUCGCCCUGACCGCCGAGCCCGAGGCCUACUCCCUGUGUGAGGUGUCCGUCACGCCCGAGGGCGUCAUCAAACAGCGGCGGCUGCCCGACCAGCUCUCCAAGCUGGCCGACAGGAUCCAGCUCAGUGGCAGGUACUACCUGAAGAACAACAUGGAGACGGAGACGCUGUGCUCGGACGAGGACGCGCAGGACCUGCUGCGGGAGAGCCAGCUGUCCCUGCUGCAGCUGAGCACGGUGGAGGUGGCCACGCAGCUCUCCAUGCGCAACUUCGAGCUCUUCUGCAGCAUCGAGCCCACCGAGUACAUCGACGACCUGUUCAAGCUGCGCUCCCGCACCGGCUCGGCCAACCUCAAGAGCUUCGAGGAGGUCAUCAACCAGGAGACCUUCUGGGUGGCCUCGGAGAUCGUGCGCGAGCCCAACCAGCUGAAGAGGAUGAAGAUCGUCAAGCACUUCGUCAAGAUCGCCCUGCACUGCCGGGAGUGCAAGAACUUCAACUCCAUGUUCGCCAUCAUCAGCGGGUUGAACCUGGCUCCAGUGUCCAGGCUACGGGGCACAUGGGAGAAGCUGCCCAGCAAAUACGAGAAACUGUUCCAGGACCUGCAGGACCUGUUCGACCCGUCCAGGAACAUGGCCAAAUACCGCAACGUCCUCAACAACCAGAACCUACAGCCUCCCAUAAUCCCCCUCUUCCCUGUCAUCAAGAAGGACCUGACAUUUCUGCAUGAAGGCAAUGACUCCAAAGUGGACGGUCUGGUGAAUUUCGAGAAGCUGAGAAUGAUUGCUAAAGAGAUCAGGCACGUCGGGCGCAUGGCUUCCGUGAACAUGGACCCCGCUCUGAUGUUCAGGACAAGGAAGAAGAAGUGGAGGAGUCUGGGGUCGCUGAGCCAGGGCAGCGCCAACGCGGCCGUGCUGGACGUGGCGCAGACGGGCGGCCACAAGAAGCGCGUGCGCCGCAGCUCCUUCCUCAACGCCAAGAAGCUGUACGAGGACGCGCAGAUGGCCCGCAAGGUCAAGCAGUACCUGUCCGACCUGACGCUGGACACCAGCGAGGACAGCCUGCAGGCCAUGUCCCAGCAGUGCGAGCCCUCCUCCAACACGCUGCCCAAGAAUGCCAGCGACAAGAAGAGGCCAGACACGUCACCUGUGGUCCCUCGGGCCUCCAUACAGCAGAAGCAGCAGCAGCAGAAAGGAAACCAGGCCCUUCAGGUCCCUGCGGUGCCGCUCCACCCGUCCCGCAAGAAAGUGCCUGUGAAGGACCUGCCACCUUUCGGCGCAAGUUCACCUCAGUCCUUGAAGAAAAUCCUGUCCUUAUCGGAGGAGGCGGGGGAGCGGCACAGAAGGCAGACAGAAGACACGAUAUCUAACACCUCCUCCCAGCUGUCCUCCCCUCCCACCUCCCCACAGAGCUCGCCCAGGAAAGGUUACCCCGGACCGGCGGACAGCUUCUCGGACUCGGGGCACAGCGAGAUCUCAUCCAGGUCCAGCCUGGUCAGCAACUCGUCCUUCGACCUGGCGCACGACGAGCGGAGGCAACGGCACUCGGUCAGCGCGGUGGACCCUCACCUGGGCUGCGGCAGGAUGGAGCGGCGCGCCACGCUGGACCCAGAUCAGUACAGCCUCGGCUCGUACUCCUCGAUGCACGAGGUCCGGAACCUGUGCGGCGGGGCGACGGUGCUCUCGUCGCCGAGCUCGGAGGAGCUGACCCAGGACCAGGGCGACCGCGCCUCGCUGGACGCCGCCGACAGCGGGCGGGGCAGCUGGACGUCCUGCUCCAGCGGCUCCCACGACAACAUCCAGACCAUCCAGCACCAGCGCAGCUGGGAGACGCUGGCCUUCGGCCACGGCCACUACGACGGCCCUGCCGAGGGGGCGGGGCUGUGGGGCGGGGGCGGGGCCGGCGGCGGCGGCGACCCUCUCGGGUUUCCCGAGCACGGCGGCAGGGACGGGCGGGGCGGCGGAGGCCAGGAGGCGGGGCAGGCACGGGGCAGCUGGGCCUCGUCCACCGCCUACUGGGGGGAGGACACGGAAGGGGACACGGGGACCAUCAAGCGGCGGGGCGGGAAGGACGUCAGCGCCGACCCCGAGACCAGCAGCAUCACGUCCACUGGCUCCGAGGACUCCAAACAGCACAGCCGGCCCUCACACAUCACAGUGUCCUGCAGCAACGCUAAAGGACUCAUCUCACGAAAGGAGGGCAGAUUUCGAGAGCCUCCCCCGACGCCCCCCGGCUACACGGCCCUGACCAUUUCGGACUUCGGCGAGGGCCAGCCCCACUCUGGGCGGCGGCCGCCCGACUACAACGUGGCGCUGCAGCGCUCGCGGAUGGUGGCGCACUCCUGCGACUCGCCCCUGCCGCCCCCCCAGGCGGGCGCGGGGUCUCGACCCGCCAGCCGGCCGCAGUGGAGCAAAUCCACAGACUCGGACCCGCGGGCCCACCGCGCCCACUCGCAGGCGGAGGACGAGGGUGAGUCCGUGUCUCCCAAACUUAUUCCCCUGAGGAAGCCAGUGGCCAGGUCCCCUGAGACAACCAGGCCGUGACUAACAGUCAGGACAGAGGCAGGUAAAAACUAAAAAACCACACCCCCCCCCUCCCCCCCCAGUUAUGCAUCGCUUUGAACGGUCUGCAUGCCAAGCGCGUUGUUGCGCUGGUGACGUCCACAGCACUCUGGACCCGUGUGUCGAGCCCCUGCAUGUGUCUCGAGGCACUGUCAUUUCGUGACGUCGGCCAUCCUGACGCCCAUCGACUCACAGAGCGAAUGCCGUGAUAGCGCCAUCUUGUGUUGAUACGCAUAUGCUAUUUUUUUUGUCCUGCCUGCCAUUCUGUGUUUGGUGUUCUGAGGAAGUCACUUUAAAUUUUGCACACGCACCCCUCGUCGUAAGUGGAAGCCUGUCUGUGGGAGUCACGUGUGCACCGUGAGGCGUAAGACUGACACCAGCCUUCCAUUGUUCAUUUUGAUUGGCGUGUCGUUCUUAAACGAACUCUCAGUUGCUGUUUCAGGUAUGACACCAGGAUAAAGAAAUUAAUAACAGUUUUAGUUAAGACUUGUUUCGGUAAAUUGAAAAUGGCUCGAUAUAUUGUUGGAAAGUCUCCAAGAGCCAAUGACUGUGGAUUCAGAAGCCACCUGUUUUUCAUUAAUAGUUUUAUGGUAACUUUGCCACAAAAAGUAGUGAGACAUAAGCUUCACUGAUACAUUUUAAUUCUUCUCAAGAUAAGGUAAGUGGUCUGGAAGGCAGUGCUGUCUCAGUUCAUGCCAUUUUUGCACAACUUCAUGUACAAAUGAACAGGGGGUGGUAACCAUUUCUCUCUCUUCCUCCAUAGAAGAUGAACAGGUGUCAGCUGUCUGAGAAGGUCGUCCCCUGCUGGACGCAUUUAGCCGUGGCCUGAAGCCACCAUGUUCGGGGAGCACAAUGGACACUAAACCCCCGGGGGCCCCAAAGCCCUGUAUGCCGGGCCCCUCUGGUCUCCCUCUCUGCCUUAAAGCAGCAGGGACGUUUGAGUCCCCAACAUAGAAGACUGUACUGUGAAAGAAGACUAAAAAAAAAAAAAGAAGAAACUAAUAACGCCUUCGCACUUUGGAGAACUGCGUCGCUUGAAACACACACACACACACACAGCGGUGGAAGACUGUCCCAGCUAACCGCUGUCACUGUACACCAGAAACACCGUUCCGACAUUCCCUUUCCUGUUUACACACGCCAUCACAUCACGUGUCGAGACCUUCGGCUGCACUUUUUAAUUUUCUAUUUUAAUAAUAAUAGUAUUAACGAUUUAAAACAAAAAAAAAAAAAAGUAAUGGCCUUUUUGGCUCUCGGCUUCCUCUAGGAUUUUGUCCGAAUUGUUGCACCCUGGAUAAAGACAAGCAAAGACUGUGAACCAGGUUCUGUUCGCAGUUUUUAUGUCACUAUUGUGCUUGUGGAAGAGAUAAGUCUCUCGUGUCCAUGAUGACAGUAUUAUCCUUCUUCUUCUUCUUAAUUUACUUUUGACCUUUUUAAUCACGGUAGGGUUCUGUGAUGUUUUAACUGAACUGGGCAGCUCUGUAGAAGGAUGAGAUGUGCCAGAGUGGUGUCCUGUGCGCUGGCUGA